AUGUCUGAAAACGAAGACUUAAAUGGAGCAAAGCAAGAAUUGGAGAUGAAUGAUAAUUCGAAAGAAGCGAAUAUCAAUAGUACUGGUCUGAAUCAAAGCGGCACUUGUUCAAAUACUACUAGUGCAGCCGCCAGCAACUACAACAAGAAUAACGAUUAUAAUGACUUAGACUGUGAGGACGAGGAUGACGAGGAGGACGAAGACGACAAUGGCCAAAGUAGAAAUGUGCGACAAAAAAGGUCUCUUGUGGUAGAAGGGGAGUGGUACAAUGUUGAACUAAAUAAGGUUGAUGAAGAAGCAAGAAUGGCCCGAUACAUUUGGGAGUGGGUGGAUGCACAAGAAUUUUGGUUGACAGGGGACCCUAUUAGUCAUGAAAAUGAAGAAAAUAAUACCUUCAAAUACAUGUCUUAUGAGGAGUUGUUGUCCAUUAAAGAGCAAUUUGAGAUCAUCGAUAGAGGGAUGCCCGAAGGGGUACUAGAAAUGAUGUUGGAACAAUGUAUAUUUACGGGAAAAAAGGUGGAAGAAAAAGAAUACGGGUUAUGCUGUAUUUGCAAGGAAGCAUACACAUGUGGGAAGAUUGUAAGCAAAUUGGAUUGCGGCCAUAUUUAUCACAAUCUAUGCAUUAAGUUGUGGCUAACGAGGAAUAAUACUUGUCCCAUCUGCAAAGCCAUUGGGGUGAAAUUCUAA
Impatiens glandulifera is the source of this 687-nucleotide messenger RNA. RefSeq names its product E3 ubiquitin-protein ligase CIP8-like. The record is from RefSeq and is a predicted model, not a curated record. Gene Ontology annotation, molecular function: ubiquitin protein ligase activity. NCBI's taxonomy places the organism in Eukaryota, Viridiplantae, Streptophyta, Magnoliopsida, Ericales, Balsaminaceae. The transcript has a single exon. Bases 1 to 687 code for a protein of 228 amino acids.